AUUACUAAAAUGAGCUUAGAGUACAAUACGCCACAUUCGUAUAAAUGAUAAAUCCCUCCAUUCUUGAAGAUUGAACAAGCAAUCGAAGAGAAAACACACACGCAGCAAGAUAUUGUGACUUGACUCGGUUACUGAACACUAAGGAAGUGAGUUGAAAUGGGGAGCUCGGAACCGACUCGGAUACUGGUGGCUGUGAGCGAGUCGACUAUCAAAGGUUACCCGCACGCUUCUAUAAGCAGCACAAGAGCUUUCGAUUGGACUAUUGAGAAGAUCGUGCGCUCUAACACUUCUGGUUUCAAGCUUCUCUUCCUCCACGUCCAAGUCCCUGACGAAGACGGCUUUGAUGAUAUGGACAGUAUAUAUGCAUCUCCUGAGGAUUUCAGAAACAUGCGGCACAGGGACAAAGUAAGAGGGAUUCAUCUGCUGGAGUAUUUUGUUAACAAAUGUCAUGAGAUCGGGAUUGCUUGUGAAUCAUGGAUCAAGAAAGGAGAUCCCAAAGAAGUUAUCUGCCGUGAAGUGCAACGAAUCCAUCCGGAUCUCCUGGUUGUGGGAAGUCGGGGACUUGGCCCUUUUCAGAGGGUUUUCGUUGGUACCGUGAGUGAAUUUUGUGUGAAGCAUGCUGAGUGCCCUGUUAUAACCAUUAAACGCAGAGCAGAUGAAACUCCUGAAGAUCCUGUUGAUGACUGAUUUUAUCUGUGUUUCGAUUUCCUUAUCUGUGUUGAUAGACUUUGGACAGCGAAGAAUCAGUUUGGGAAAUAUAAGAUGUAUUGUUUGAGAUUGUCUUGGCCAUUUGUUGACAACAUAUACUGUGGAUGAAUAUGAUUAUUUGUAAUUCAUCAAUGGUCGUGGGUUUGCUAUGAAGUUCCUUUCGGGCGAACUCUCAGUGAAUGAAAUCUUUGUAAAUUCUGCUA
Pistacia vera is the source of this 911-nucleotide messenger RNA. Its product is annotated as universal stress protein A-like protein. Bases 157 to 687 code for a protein of 176 amino acids. Gene Ontology annotation, molecular function: AMP binding. Lineage: Eukaryota; Viridiplantae; Streptophyta; Magnoliopsida; Sapindales; Anacardiaceae. The transcript is spliced from 4 exons. The record is from RefSeq and is a predicted model, not a curated record.